UGAAAAAUAUGGUUUGGUUAUUUUUCCAAGAAAAUUGUUUGACAGUACGUUUUCAACUUUCAUAUCAAGAAAAUCAGAAUAAGCUGAAAAAUUUGUAUAUUUUCAGCAAAUUUUACUAUGAAAAAUAGAAUUUCAUGAAUAUAUACACCAAAAAAGUUAACCUUACCAUAUUUGUUUUGGAGGCAUGUGGUGUCAAAUACUAAAUAGCAUUUUCAGUUAUUUUCACAUGAUUGUAUAUAAGCAUUAACGAACUAAAUUUCUGUUUGUGUUGAAUAAAAGUGCUGUGGAACUGUUUUAUUGAGCAUACAGAAUAUAUGAAGUAAGAUACUAAAAGUACAUAGCAUUCCCAUCUAGUGUUAAAGUGUUGCAUCAAUUUUUAUGGGUCUUUGUUUCAGUAACUGCAGUUCUAAUGGAACUUAUGAUGAGGGAACCAAACUAUGCCAACCACAAGCAUUGAUCAACCCUGUCUCCUUCACAAAUAUUUUGUCCUCGGCUAAAAGAGAACAAAUCGGCACAUUGAAGGCCAGUAGCUUGCCACCCGUAGUAUAUAAGAGAAUAAGGAGAACCACAAUGGCGGCCAUGUUUCCGUCAAUGAAUUACCUCAAGACAAUAGUAAGCAAAAAUAGGAACAGACACAGAGAACAAGGAUUCGAUCUUGAUUUGACUUAUAUAACUGACAGAAUUAUAGCAAUGGCGUAUCCCGCCGAACGUGUGCAAUCUAUAUUUAGGAACCACCUCAACGACGUCUACGAUUUUCUUGAGAUGAAACACAAAGACCACUAUUAUAUCUAUAAUCUAUGUUCGGAAAGAUCCUACGACAAGGCCAAAUUUUGCAAUAGAGUUAAGGUAUACCCAUUCGAUGAUCACAAUCCACCGAGUUUUGUUAUAAUAGAAUCAUUCUGCAAAGAUGUGCAUCAAUGGUUAGAGGCCGACCCGAAAAAUGUGAUAGCCAUUCAUUGCAAGGCCGGUAAAGGAAGAACCGGUACCAUGAUCUGUUGUUAUCUGUUACACUGUGGUUUGUAUAAUAAUGCAGAAGACGCACUCAAAUUUUACGGAUCUAUGCGUACCCAAGAUGGCCAAGGGGUCACGAUACCUAGCCAGAUAAGGUACGUGAAGUAUUAUGCACAAUUCUUGAAGGAAAAUUUGACUUACGUUCCGAAGCGUUUGUAUAUAAGGAAAAUACAUUUGAAGCCAGCCCCCAAGUUCUCAGAGCCUGUAUUAGUAACUGUCAAACAGAAAACAUUUUUAGAAAAUCCUAGGAACAUCAAACUAUGUUCCAAAGAAGCAAAAGGUGACUGUAAAAAAAUUGAUGAAAAUAGUGAUGUAGGAGAAACUUCAAGGACUGAAGAAAGUUACGAGGGGAAAUACCACGAGAUGACUCUGGGAUUCAAAAGCCGCACUUUCAAUUUCCGCACAAGUGAUCCGGAGGUUUCGCUGGAUUUCAAAGUUCCUUCGUCCUUAAGCGGUGACAUAAGAAUAGAAUUAUUUUACCGAUCGCCAGUCUUCACGAAGAAGAAGAGAUUCGCACGGAUUUGGAUCAAUACAUUCUUCGCCGCCCUAAACGGCGUUACGAAAGAUAACAACAUUAGAAAUCUCAUAUUCAAGAAACACGAAUUGGACAUAGUCGGAAAAAAGGAUAAGAACAACAGGCAGUUGUCGGAAGAUUUCGAGUUGACUGUCGAAAUAAAACUACCGUCCCAUGAUGAUGAAACCAGAGACUCGUUGGAUGGAUCGACAAAAGAGGGAGAGAUAAGGGGUUCUGUAACUUCGUUAUACGAAGAUAGCUCUGGAGCGGAGGAUGAUACUGAUGAUGAUAAUGACUGGGAAUCUGCUCUGGAGAAGCGAUUGCAAGACCCUGAAGGUGUUGGAUACAGAAUCUUAUCGGAGUGCGAAAUAUCGCAACUAUUGAGUAACGGUGAUUACCAAGUGGGAUAGAAUACGUCUCUUAAACUUAUCUGAGAACAAAAACUUGUUUAAAAUAAGUUUUGUAAAUUUUUGUACUAGUUUUCUAUAGACUGUACCCGUAAUUUAUUACAAGGAUCUGAAGUGAGGAGGUUUCUUUAAAUAUUGGGAGCUGGAUUCACCUAGUAGCGUUUUUUUUUCAAAUAAAUUCAUUGUUUUCAGGCAUAACCUAAAACGAAACAAUUUUUUUUUUAAUUUGACAAUUGUCAAGGGUUUUGACAUAAAAUCGGCAGUUCCAACUCAAAGACCCCAUUAACAGGUUUGACGAGUUAACUAACGGAGUUCCUCAGUGAGCUUGACUUUGCUACCUCUGCGUCAUCGGCUUUGAAAUGUAUUCUACCUACUUUCUAUACUUUGGAAAAAUUGACGUUUACCGUGGUGAUUUUAAAGAUAACGAAGUAGUGUUAAUAUUUACUCUUCAAUCAAUCCACCCAUACUGAGAUUGACGCCCAAAAACAGCUGCUUUAGGUUGAAUGACCAAUAGGGUGAUAGGAAUAAUACACUACCUUCGCCAAUUCUUCUACAAACGCUACGAAUCAAAUCCAGCUUCCAAUAUAGAAGUCAGAAGUACAGGAUGCUCUUUCGAAGACGAAUUAAUAGAAAACGCUUCAAGAUAUUCUUAUUCAAAGUCAACACAGAACAAUAUUUUGUUUUUCGGCAACAUCGUUUUCACCAUUGGCAUCUUGUGUUUCAUAAGAAUUAAAAAUUUCAAGUGAAAUUCUUCUCUGGAAGGGCUUCUUUAGCCCAAGAAAUAUUUCAUUUUAUGAAUUACGUUGAAAAUAAUGGAUUUCUGUAAUUCAUAUUUUUUUCGUACAAGUCUUAAUGGAUUCACAUUAUUAUUGGAAAUUAUGGAUGCUAGACCAUUAAAAGAACUUGCUUUCUUUAUCGAAGUCGAAUACCUUCUCGAAAUUUUUUAAUAAGGCCUUUCAUUUAAAAAACCAAGUAUUUCUCUUUCAACUAGAUACAAACUUUUUUUUUAAGUACCUAAAAGAAUAGGUAUACAUUGUAAGUAGUUUGGGGGGUGGUAUUUUCAAGAUUAUUCUUCAUUGUGUAAAGAACUACUAGCAGUAUUUUGACUGUAACAUACAGACACCAACAUAUGUGGAAACAAUAAUUCCAAAGAAUUAACAUAAACUGCAGGUAUUAGUAGUUUGUAGGGGAUAUUAGAUGGGUUUAGGAUCCUGCAGAAUAGUAGAGAAGGAUUCCCGCUUGUGAGGACAGGUAGCACUGGUGAGAAGUAUAUGAUUACACUUUUAUUAGAAGGAUCAGAUCCUCAAAGGGUCUAGUCGUAGUAGUAACAUUUGAACUUCCCGAAUGUCGCUUUCGUAAGGGUCUUGCGACCAAGCAAUACCACCUUGAACAUAGUUUUGUAGGUAGUGUUGGUCCAAGUAGAGAUAAUAAUCGCCACGUUGCACUGAGGACGUGAUAAUGAUCUCGAAAUCGGUAUAUAGAAUUGGUGGUUUAGAUUAUCCUUGAAUUACCUAGAUUGAUUUAUUGACUACAGGAAACAAUAAUUCUUUGGAAUUAAUGUUGCCACAUUUGAAAGUCGGUAUUUCAAGACAGAACUUAGUUUUGUACAUACUAUUGUCUCAAUUACGUACCCAAAAUUAUUUUAUUUACUAAUCAUUAUACUCACUCAUUAAAAUAUGCAGUAAUUCGUAGUAUGACCUGACCCAUGUAUUUUCAACUGAAUAAAUUGUUAUUCUUCGUAAACAUAA
This is a messenger RNA of Coccinella septempunctata (seven-spotted ladybird), 3680 nucleotides long. It is a transcript of the gene Pten, whose product is annotated as phosphatidylinositol 3,4,5-trisphosphate 3-phosphatase and dual-specificity protein phosphatase PTEN. Gene Ontology annotation, biological process: regulation of phosphatidylinositol 3-kinase/protein kinase B signal transduction; cell motility; negative regulation of cell population proliferation. Gene Ontology annotation, cellular component: cell projection; cytosol; plasma membrane. Gene Ontology annotation, molecular function: protein tyrosine phosphatase activity; phosphatidylinositol-3,4,5-trisphosphate 3-phosphatase activity. The record is from RefSeq and is a predicted model, not a curated record. The transcript is spliced from 7 exons. Lineage: Eukaryota; Metazoa; Arthropoda; Insecta; Coleoptera; Coccinellidae. The coding region runs from base 379 to 1935 and encodes 518 amino acids.